UGCUUUGACUGUUUCCACAUAUUUUCUGCAGGGUAAUUACUCUCUAUUUGCACCAUGGAUUUCUUGUUCCCCAUAUUUUUUAGCUCUUUUUGUUUUUUCAUCGUGGAAACAUCCUACGUACAAAAUGAACUUGAGGACCGGAAUUACGCCUUCGAGCAGACGAGAAACGUUGGACAAUACCCCAACGCUGGAAAUCUCAUCGACAAGGAAAGCUCUAGACAAGAGCGUUUCCUGAAGAAGCUAGGAUUCCUUUCCGGGAUCAAAGUGGGCUCCUCCUUCCCUUCACAGUCCUCCGGGCAGCUCAUCGCGACCCACAACGGCAACUUCCUCGGCAGAUUCCUGAACGCCAACAUUCGGCUCAUCUACGGCUCGCAGCCUCUUCUCGGCGGGGGCAUAGGGGGCGUGGGGGCAGUCAUCCCCCCCGUCACCACGGUCACCACCGGCGGCCUCAAGGGUGGCCCCGAUGCCGGAGCACAGGGCACCCCCGGCUUCAUCCUCAUCCCUUUGAGGAGGGACCCGUCCGUGACCGAUAAGAACAACACAGACGACAAGCUCAGUGUUGAGUCGAUUUUGAUCCCUGUUUAUGAGAAAGUGGGGACCGUCAAAAUCCCGGAGCUAGCAGCAGCAGCUACCAAUGAACGGGCCACUACGACCACUGAAAAUCCCCCGGUUGAUAUUGCUACUAACGUGGCGGGUACCUCUGGUGGAAAUGGGGCAGGGCCCUCUGGCGGAAAUGGGGCAGGUCCCUCUGGUGGAAACGGGGCAGGUCCCUCUGGCGGAAAUAUGGCAGGUCCCUCUGGCGGAAAUGGGACGGCGACAGAUACGUUUUUUAUUCUUUGAU
Messenger RNA from Bemisia tabaci, 841 nucleotides. The record is from RefSeq and is a predicted model, not a curated record. NCBI's taxonomy places the organism in Eukaryota, Metazoa, Arthropoda, Insecta, Hemiptera, Aleyrodidae.